This is a messenger RNA of Apis mellifera (honey bee), 1311 nucleotides long. It is a transcript of the gene sit, whose product is annotated as elongation of very long chain fatty acids protein AAEL008004. The transcript has 7 exons. Gene Ontology annotation, biological process: very long-chain fatty acid biosynthetic process; fatty acid elongation, saturated fatty acid; fatty acid elongation, polyunsaturated fatty acid. The coding region runs from base 66 to 1028 and encodes 320 amino acids. Lineage: Eukaryota; Metazoa; Arthropoda; Insecta; Hymenoptera; Apidae. Gene Ontology annotation, molecular function: fatty acid elongase activity. Gene Ontology annotation, cellular component: endoplasmic reticulum membrane. The record is from RefSeq and is a predicted model, not a curated record.
UAAAUAAUAAUCUGAUUUAAUUUAAUCUGAUUUUUUAAAAUAAUUAUUAUCAUUAUUGACUGAAGAUGGAAAACAUUGUUCGAUUGAACAGAAAGAGGUUAGUCCAAUCUUCAAUGAAUAUCAGCAGCAUACCUCACGUCGACAGGAUGUCGAAUAUCUACAACAACUCGAUGGUUCGAUUUUAUCAUCAUGUGAUCCACGAUCUAGCCGAUCCUCGAACGAAAGAUUGGUUCCUCAUACCAUCACCCGUACCUGGAAUCACCAUCUUAAUCGGUUAUUUGUACUUUAUCCUAUCAUGGGGCCCUAAGCACAUGGAGAACAGGAAACCGUAUCAAUUAAAGAAUAUUCUAAUCUGUUACAAUUUCUUACAAAUUCUUCUCAGCUUCUGGCUGUUCUACGAAGGCCUGGACGCAGCCUGGCUGCGAAAAUACAGUUGGAAAUGCCAAUCCGUCGAUUUUUCCAACUCGCCGGAAGCGCUCAGGGUCGCUAGAGGAGUGUAUAUUUAUUUUCUAGCAAAACUUUCGGAGCUUCUAGACACGGUAUUCUUCGUUCUAAGGAAAAAAGAGAAUCAAAUUACGUUUCUCCAUUUGUAUCAUCAUACUGUUAUGCCGAUGAUUUCGUGGGGUACAACUAAAUAUUAUCCGGGUGGACAUGGCACGUUUAUAGGUGUCAUUAACAGUUUCGUGCAUAUAAUUAUGUACACGUAUUAUUUUUUGGCUGCCUUAUUACCCCAAUACCAAAAAUACCUAUGGUGGAAGAAAUAUAUCACAACUCUUCAAAUGGGUCAAUUCUGCCUAGCAUUUCUGCACAGUUGUCAAUUGCUGUUUUACGACUGCGAUUAUCCAAAAUGGUCGCUCAUCUUAAUUCUACCUAAUGUACUAUUCUUCUAUUUCCUGUUCUCUGAUUUCUACAAUAACACAUACAAAUCCAAUGAGAAACAUUCAAAGGUUUUGCAAGACAAGGAGACCGAGAUAGCAAAGACAGUGUCAAAUGAAAGCAUGCAAAACGAAAGAAAAAAAGUUGAUUAGGCUGGAAUUCCUGAAAGAAGAAACGAAUGAAUAUAAAAAAUCGACCGAAAUAUCGAAUUAAUUAAAUUCAGUCAAAAUAAUCAAACGUUCAACACGUUUGAAAUUGUUGAUGUUUGUUGAUAAUGACUGUGCUUCUUGUGUGAUCCUGAUGUAUUAUGACCGACAUCAAUGGAUUAAUUGUAUAUAAUCAAUUCCAAGAUUACUUGAAAGUAUUUUUUGCUUCUACAAAAGAGACUAUCAUUGAACAGGUAUUUGAACAAUUCAAUUAUAUUGAAAUGCUGGA